Molecule: messenger RNA, 3874 nt
Organism: Sceloporus undulatus (fence lizard)
Lineage: Eukaryota; Metazoa; Chordata; Lepidosauria; Squamata; Phrynosomatidae
Gene: NR1H3
Product: nuclear receptor subfamily 1 group H member 3
Exons: 11
Coding region: 840-2066 (408 amino acids)
Biological process (GO): negative regulation of inflammatory response; lipid metabolic process; negative regulation of transcription by RNA polymerase II
Molecular function (GO): nuclear receptor activity; zinc ion binding; RNA polymerase II cis-regulatory region sequence-specific DNA binding
Source: RefSeq, a predicted model, not a curated record
AGAAGAGGAAGACUUUCUGGACAGAACACAGGGAGAAUUGGUUAUACAAAACCAACUGGAAGAAACUGCCAAGAAAAAUAAAGAGGCCUGGAAUAGUGAGGAAACACCAUGGAGAACAGUCACUGUCUGGAGCAGACUAUAUAGAAGGGAUUCAGAACCUCUCCAACUAAGUGGUCACUUCUACAUCUUCAGGAGGAUAUCAGCAAUGAAAAUGCACAAACAGGAAACCAUCAACAAGGGACACCACAUGUCAAGGAAGGAGUUAAAUUAGCCACCAGCCACAACAAGAAGAAAAGAAAGGUGCUGGUGGUUGGACACUUGUUGCUCAGGGGUGUACAGGCACCUGUUUGCCAUCCUGACAAGUUGUAUCAGGAAAAGUGCCAUUCCUGGCAUACACAUCUGGACCAAAUACAUCCUGCAGGCAGGGAGAGGAGGGUACCCUAUCCAUUCUGGGAUCUAAGGGUAGCUAGAAAGACAACCCAUCCUCUCUCUUUUUGCUCCUUGGGCUGCUGCUACAAGCUGUUCAGGCCAUUCCAGGAGUGGGUGGUUGGAAGAAAAAAUGACUGCAAGGAAGAAAAGUACUGAAGGAGAAAGGUAGAUAAACUCAGAGAGAAGCAACAGGUUUUGAGAUUCCUCACUCCUCGUUUUGGAAUUUUUGGUCAGGCAGCGCUAAAUAAGGAUCAGCAGGUUGGAGUUGUUUGUGGAUCCACCAAGCUUUCAGCUUUCUUCCAGAAGCAACUCAAUUUUGCAAAGAUUAUUGUAAUAUUGGAUAUGUUGACCAUGAUCAUAACCAUGGUUUAGAGAUGAGAAGAAUAUGACCCUGUCUAAGGAAGGCCAGCAUGGGUCCUACACAACUUGUGGCACAGAAUCAUGGGAAGAAGACAAGUGUAUUUGACAUGGAGGAGAAAGGUUUUGCACUUUUCCAUACCUCAGGAAUUUCUCCUGAGCAUAUAGAAAGACCAUCUCUAAAACGGAAAAAGGGCCCAGCUCCCAAGAUGCUUGGGAAUGAGGUGUGUAGUGUGUGUGGGGACAAGGCCUCAGGCUUCCACUACAACGUCUUGAGCUGUGAGGGCUGCAAGGGCUUUUUCCGACGCAGCGUCAUCAAGGGUGCGCAAUAUAUUUGCAAGAAUGGUGGCAGGUGUGAAAUGGACAUGUACAUGCGUCGAAAGUGUCAAGAGUGCCGCUUGCGCAAAUGCCAAGAGGCAGGCAUGCGAGAACAGUGUGUUCUCUCUGAGGAGCAAAUCCAGCUGAAGAAACUUAAGAAGCAGGAAGAUGGUCAGGCCAGGGUGGUGGUUGUGCGCCAGAACUCACCAUCCCCUCCGGUCCCCCCUCCUCAAAUGACAGCAGAGCAGCUUGACAUGAUAGAGAAGAUUGUGUCAGCCCAGCAGCAGUGCAACCAACGCUCUUUCUCAGACAGGCUCAAAGUGACGCCAUGGCCUCAAAUUUCAGACCCCCUUCAUCGUGAAGCACGACAACAACGCUUUGCUCAUUUCACGGAGCUUGCAAUCCUUUCUGUACAGGAGAUUGUGGACUUUGCUAAGCAGUUGCCAGGUUUCCUGGAGCUCACCAGGGAAGAUCAGAUUGCUCUUCUGAAGACAUCUACAAUAGAGGUGAUGCUGUUGGAAACAUCUCGGCGCUACAAUCCAGAAACAGAAAGUAUUACAUUUUUGAAAGAUUUGAGCUAUAAUCGAGAUGACUUUGCCAAAGCUGGCCUUCAGUUUGAAUUCAUUAACCCCAUUUUUGGCUUUUCAAAGGGAAUGAAUGAAUUGCAGCUUAAUGAUGCUGAAUAUGCACUUUUAAUUGCAAUCAGUAUUUUUUCCGCAGACCGGCCAAAUGUUCAAAACCAGCAUCUAGUGGAAAAUCUGCAACAUACAUAUGUAGAAGCCCUUCACUCUUACAUCUGUAUCCACAGACCAAACGAUCAUCUAAUGUUCCCACGGAUGUUAAUGAAACUGGUCAGUCUUCGGACUUUAAGUAGCGUUCAUUCUGAACAAGUGUUUGCUCUUCGGCUACAGGACAAGAAGCUGCCACCACUUCUUUCAGAGAUCUGGGAUGUUAAUGAAUGACCACAUUGUCUCAGGGCUGUGACCUUUUCUAGUUACCGUCAUUUACAUGUUGCUAACAAGAAGCUGUCACCUCAGAAGGCUGUGGUUUUCUGCUUUCUUUGCUCUAAAGAGACAACGUAGAAGCCAAAUGAAGUGGACCAGGUGAUGUCUUAGUCUUUGACUUAAUGUCUUCCAGCAAUGAGACAACAACUGAAAAACCUCAAGAAAAUAGAGUUGAAGAAUUCAUCCUACUUAUUUCACAAGUGGCUUUCUUCUUUCACAUAGUUCCUUAUGUUUAAUUUCAAGGACUCACCAUUCAGACAGAAGCGUCUCAGAACUUUGGAAGGCAAACCUCCUUCCUGAUCCAUGCUUGCAUAGCUCCACAGUUUAACACAUUGACCUUCAGAAUACUAAUUGACAUUUUAUGGUCUUUCAUUUCUUUUCUUUCUGUGAGCUGGAGCCAUAAGUGCCAUUUUGUUGACUUUAUUUGGAAUGGGGCCUGUGGAUGGGGAAAUAACUGUGCCCCAUAAAUAUUACAAUUUCUCCAAGUUUUGCUAUCCUUCACCCCAAACUAUAUCUCCAUGUGGUAUUUUGGUACAUUUUGAUGUAUUGUGGAACCAUAUCCAGUCACCAUUCCUUGACCUUCCAUUGGUUUUCUAGCUCCCUUCCUAAACUAUUUCCCCUUUGUUAGGUUCCAGACAUGUUUUCAAGCUAAAUAUGUAUCUGGACCUCCAUGUGGAAGGAAAUUUAACCGAACAAAGGUUUUGGGGAAGAGUUAACCAUCUUUCCCCCUCCAAAAUAAAAAGAAAUAUUUUCACUAUCAAAAAAACCCCAGUUGGGUAUUUGCUACACAGGCUCACAUGUUGAGUGUUGCCCUCAAAUAUCUUCUGACAACAAUAGAACUCAGUUUGCAUAUGUUACUUAAGAGCAUAAAGGGGCCAUCAUCUGUUCUGAUAUUCAUGUUUAUUAUCUCUCUGCCUCUACCUUAAAUGUGUCAAGUUGUCUACAGAUUAUCCUUUGGGGUUUUUUUACCCAUAAAGAAUGUAAUAUUUACAGAUUGAACCUGUUCAGAGCUCAGCAUAAUUUAGACACGCCUAUGUUGGUUUAGGAUUUUGUUGAGGAUUGUGAAAUCCCCUUCCCCCUUUUAAACUACAGACCAGAGAGCCACCAACUGAAGUCUGGUGCAAAAGACGUAACUCUUUGAAGUAAAUAAUUCUGAACCCCUAAAUUUGUUUACCUUAUGGGAACUGAUCCAGGCUUGCAGCCCCACUAGAUAAGAAUUAAUUCCUUGUUAUUCUUGGCUUUCUUCCUUUCAGUAGUAUAAUUUAGAACAGAGGGCAGUUUUGUUGGUGCUAUAAUUAAAAAACUGAAAGUUAUGAGUCCUUGCCAAUCUACUGCAAAUCAAUAGGAGAUCUGCCAGUAGAUCCAGAUCUGCUUUCUCUCUUGUCAUCUUGAAAACACACUUUCCUGUCUAAAUGCCAGGUUAUUUGAUGCCAGGAAUUAACUCUUAGGAUCCUUGGUACCUUAGGAAUAUGUGUUCGAUUCUUUCUCAGAAUUUAAGUUCUGGAAGCAUUCAGAGAGCCUGGCCUCAUGAAGCAAUAUGAUGUUGAUUCUGUAGCAAGUGCCAUACCUAUGGUGUUGGCCUUAUGUUUGUUUUGCACUUGAGGUUGCUAUCUUUUGCUGGCCUUUAUUCUGUAAAGCACUUGUAACAAUUUGUAAAAUCUUUUUUAUAACUCUUUGCAAUUGCAGAAUUUUAAUUCUGUAUUUUAACUAAUUGUUCACAAAGUGUUAAUGUUUGUGCAGAAGAAUAAAGCCUAAUACAGAAUGUU